Messenger RNA from Monoraphidium neglectum, 2424 nucleotides. RefSeq lists its product as hypothetical. Bases 1 to 2424 code for a protein of 807 amino acids. The transcript has 20 exons. The record is from RefSeq and is a predicted model, not a curated record. NCBI's taxonomy places the organism in Eukaryota, Viridiplantae, Chlorophyta, Chlorophyceae, Sphaeropleales, Selenastraceae.
AUGGACGUCCUGAAGCGCGUGCACCAAGAGGCGGCGGCGCGCGGCGCGGGGGUGCUCUUCCUGGGUGACUUCUGGGACCGUAGAGGGGACUUGCCAGUGGGGCCCCUCAACCAGAGGGCCCACGCCAAAGAUGGCGCAGCGGCCUACGGGCGCCGGGUCGACGCUCCCGCCGCCGCCUGGGAGCGCGCGUGCGGCAAGCCGCGCCCGCGGCUGCAAGCACGCCGCGCCCGCCGCCUGAGGCCCGCCGGCCGCGCCCUCUGCAGGCGCGCCGCACGGCGGAGGCUUUCGCAUAUCAGCUCGCGGCCGUCUCGGCGCGUCGACCAAGCAGGUCGCCACCACUCCCUGACGCCGCUGGCGGCCGUGUGCCGGCGGGCGCACGUGUUCACUGAGCCGUCGCACUACGCAGGAGCCCUGUGGCUGCCGUACAGGCGCGACGAGUCGGUGCUGAGGGCGGCGCUCGCGGCGGCGGCGGGGCGCGGCGCCACGAAGGCUAUCUUCGCCCACGCCGACACGAUGGGCGCCCACAUGAACGCGGCCCACCAGGCCAGCAGUGGGCUGCCCACCGACGCCUUCCCCCUGGACAUCCCGGUCUUCAUGGGUCACUACCACAUGCCCCAGACUGUCCCAGGGACGAGAAUCACGUACAUCGGCUCUCCCUACCAAGUGUCGCGGUCCGAGGCGGGCCAGUCCAAGCGGCUGCUGCUGCUGAGUCCGGAGUGGCAGGCGGUUGCAGACAUCCCCCUUGAGAUGGGACCCAGGCACUUCACGUUUGCCACAACAACCGGCUCCUCCCCCGACCCCUCAGCCGCCGCCGACGGCAGCGAUGCAGCAUCGGACCUCCUAACGGCCGCCGCCUCGGCGGCGCCCGCGGCCGCGACGCCGGACGGCAUCCGGGAGCUGCUGGCCGGCGGCCGCCUGCGCGCGGGGGACCGCGUGCGGGUGGCGGUGGCAGAUGGGCGGGCGGUGGACGAUAUGGCAGAGCUGCAGAAGGGGAUGGCAGCCGCGGGGCUGGAAGUGGAGGGCUUCGGACCCUUCGAGUCUGCGGUGUCGUACCCUCUGGCCGGCCGCGGCCUGGUGGCGCUGACCGGGCGCAACGAGGACGACGGCAGCGCGGAGAGCAACGGCGCGGGCAAGACCAGCCUGGCCACGGCCCUGCUGUGGGCGAUGAAGGCGGAGGGCGGCGAGCGGCGGACGCAGGCGCAAGUGGUAAACGAAAACUCCCGAGGAGCGCGCGUCAGGGUGUGGGGGCGCGUCAACGGGGACGCGUUCGUUGUUGAGAGGAGCGUGCGGCUGCGCAACGGGCGCACUUCAGAUGCGAAGCUCUCGCUGGAGAUCGGCGGGCAGGACUACACCCAGCAGGCCAUUGACCUAACGGAGCGGGUGCUGCGGGAGCGCUUCGCGUCUCCCCUGCUGGGGCGCUCCAUGUUCUUUGGUCAGGAGGAGCUCAUGGCACUCCUGCAGGCGCGGGACCGCGACUUCAAGGAAAUCCUGUCAGCCAUAGUGGACACCGCCUGCUGGGACACCGCCAAGGCCGCCGCCGCCGCACAGCUCAAGGCGCACAACGCUGACCUGGCUUCGUGCGACGCCGGGGCGCGGCACAUGGCGGCGGCCGUAGAGAGGACGGAAGCUGAGCUGGCGGCGGCAGGGCGCGAGGAGCGGCAGUGGGAGGUGGCGCGGCAGCAGCAGCAGGCUGCAGCCCAGCACGAAAUCGAGCAACGCCGCCAGCAGCUGCGCGGCCACCUUCUUUCCGGCUUCCAGAUCAGAUCAGACCUGUCGAUCUGGCUGGAAGCCGCGCAGGUGGACGAGGGGCGGCUGCUGUCGGAGAGGGAGGAAGCCGAGCGGCAGCUGCAGCGGCUGCAGGCGGAAGCCGAGCGGGCGCAGGCUGAGCUUGACGCGGCGCUCGGGCGGCAGGCGGCGGCGCGGGCUCAGUGGGAGGAGCAGCAGCAGCAGGCGCAGCAGCGGGCCGCAGCCCGUGCCGCAGAGGCGGCGGAGGAGGACAGGCGCCGCCGCCAGCAGCAGCAGCAGCAGGCGGCAGGCGGACCGAGCGGCGCAGAGGGCCUCCCCUGGUUUGAUGAGGCUGCAGCGGAAGCUUCCGACCGCGCCCGCGCUGCUGCGUGCCGCGCGGCGCGCGCCGCGCGCGACGCCGCGCACGCCGCCGCGGCGGCGCUGCGGGCGAGGCUGCACGCGGCGGAGGGGCGGGCGGUGCAGUAUGGCCAGCUAGUGCCACAGGGCGGCGGCGUUGGGGACGGGGGGGCCAGCGGCGGUGCCGGGCGCCUCGCAAGCGUGGUUGCGGCCGCGUCGGCGCCGCUGCCGGCGGCGUGGCAGCAGCACGCGGCGGGCCCGCAGCGGCGGCGGCCGCGCUCUCCGGGCAGCGAGCAGGGCAAGCCGAGCCUCAGCACACGUGCAGUCCGAUUGACCUUCUGA